GUCUAUAACAGACAUGUUCCACUGUCAAAUUUGGUUGUCAUGUACUUAAAUUAAUAAACGACAUUUAAUCAAUUUACUUGCAAUACAUAUUUAUAAAUUAGUUUUAUUAUAAAUUCAAACAAUGUUAAUACCUACUUGUCUGAUCAAACUCACCGAACUUCUUUUAACAAUAGCAUGCCUAGUGCUUCACCACUACAGUUACGACCUCACAGACGUGCCCACUCUGAUCUUAUGCUCCGGAACAUAUGUUGGCUUCAUAGUGGUGCUUUCGGGAGAAAUAGUCGGGGAGAUGAUAUUCGCGCCGCUGGAUCUUCUCCAAGACAUGUAUUUUGGCAUUGUGGGGAUGAUCAUGUUCUCCCUGUGCGGCGGCUUGGUGCUCUCCGCGCGGAUGAAGUCCUCGAUCGUGCCUCGCACCGGAGAUCCCACGGCUGGCACUGUGGCAGCAAGUCUGGCCCUUAUCAACGCUUUACUCAUGUUCCUGGAUCUGAGCAUGGGAUAUUUGGACUCUGAGGAAUUGAACGAGGAAACGAGCGUGUGAUAGGGAGGCGGUGUCGGCGACGUCAGACGCGUUCGUGGACGCGUGGUGGUCGUGCGCCGGCGCCGUGCUGUUCGGCGCGUGCGGCGCGCUCACGCUGCUCGGCUGGCGCGACGUGCCCGACUGCCCGCGCCGGACGCAUGC
Molecule: messenger RNA, 679 nt
Organism: Cydia fagiglandana
Lineage: Eukaryota; Metazoa; Arthropoda; Insecta; Lepidoptera; Tortricidae
Exons: 4
Coding region: 122-538 (138 amino acids)
Biological process (GO): septate junction assembly
Cellular component (GO): plasma membrane
Source: RefSeq, a predicted model, not a curated record